AGCUAAACUGCGUCGAAAAGUCUGGUCCUUUUUCUUCAGAUGACUCUGCAGACCAUUCCAUUGUUCUACAUCUAUAUUGCUGCAAGAUAUUGACAGCCGUCCCACCGUCACAUAUUCACCACGUACAGCAGCAAGCACUGACUGCCUCUUCCACCCGCAUAUUCCAACAUUGCCCUUCUUUUGAUAUAAGACUCUCUGUCUUAUUACUCGAAAAUGUCUGCCAGUUGCAGUUUACCCCGGUUUCCAAGCCAUUUUAUGGCCCCUUUGCCAGUCUGUUUGGAUUCGCCGCCAUCAUCAACACAGUACAUCCCCCACACUUCGACGGUGAGCACGAGGGAUAGCCGUCAAACCUCCACUUCGAAGCGCAGGAGCCGCAAAACUGAAACCUCUUCUUCACCCUCCUCGGCAAGCACCGAAAAUCGAGUUAGCAAGGCUAAGAAAGGGAAGCGAGUCCAUGCAUGUGAAUACCCGGGAUGUACAAAGAUUUUUACGCGUGCUGAGCAUAGAAGAAGACAUGAAUUGAGUCACAAAAGCAUGAAAUCCCACACCUGCUCAUAUAUUGGCUGCCACAAGUCAUUCCACCGUGCGGAUUAUCUAGCUCAGCACAUGGCACGACAUGGUGGUGACUUCAUCUCACCGAGGAAAAGGCAUACCUCUUUGAUCAAGACUGAGCCCGCAGCAUAUUCCCUAACCAAUCCUUCUAUCUCACGGUCUCAUUCCGCAUCGCCGAUCGGAAAUGAUUUCCAGUCUUUAAAGAGUGGUGUCAAUGAGCCAAUGGGACUGUCCAUAGGUCCUUGCUUGCAGUGCUUUAAUUGUCAGAGUAAUCAGCAAUGUGAAGGCCAGGGUGCCUACUUCAGCGAUUACACAACUGCGAUGGACCAAAGCCGCGUCUCCCCUGUCCCUAGUUCCUCAGGGCUUAUUGCAAAUAAUGCCCCGAAUACGCCAUUCCCCCAAGCAGGAUUUGACUCGGUCAUUGAAACCUAUAUGAGAAACAUGCUGCGUCCUGAGGCAUUCAUCACUCCUCAACAAUCCCUAUCUCCACCUGCGCAACUUCAAGAGCCGGUGAAUGCCACUUUCUGGGAUCCUAAUAUUGACCCCAAUCUUCCUCCGCUGAACCCUGCUGUUUUCGAGAACGAUACUACUUAUUCUACCUGGCCAUCAAGCAAUGUUGAUACCACGCCUAGCAUUACAACGCAUCGACACGAGGGCUAGCCAGCUCAAGAUGCUGAUUCAUAACCCCGAAAUCGUGUCCAAUAUUUUCAACUUGAGCUUAGCGUUUGUAAUUGUAAAUCUUGUGAACGUUAAACAGUAUAUAACAG
Penicillium subrubescens is the source of this 1319-nucleotide messenger RNA. RefSeq lists its product as uncharacterized. Gene Ontology annotation, biological process: regulation of transcription by RNA polymerase II. The transcript is spliced from 4 exons. Gene Ontology annotation, molecular function: DNA-binding transcription factor activity, RNA polymerase II-specific; RNA polymerase II cis-regulatory region sequence-specific DNA binding. Lineage: Eukaryota; Fungi; Ascomycota; Eurotiomycetes; Eurotiales; Aspergillaceae. Bases 214 to 1212 code for a protein of 332 amino acids. Gene Ontology annotation, cellular component: chromatin. The record is from RefSeq and is a predicted model, not a curated record.